GUCAGCGCUAGCUUGUUGCUCGAUGCAGCAGCAGGAGCAGCCUGCAUGGUGAUCGUCACAGAGAAAGACAGUAGAAAAGAGAGGGGCUAAAACGAGAGAGGAGGACUCACCGCUCCCGGCCUCCGCUCAUGCAUGCGGACAGCGGCCUCGGACCGGACGGACGGACAGCAGGACCGCGAAUCACCGGAAACAUGGCGGCAACAACAAGCUGCUCGGAGCCUUAGCGUCCACAAAUCAGAGGCAGGAGGCGAGCGGAGGAGCAUCACCUAUGCAGAAGCAAUGAGGUGAGCGCUGAAAGCAGCAUCCUGUUUCAAACCAUCAAUACGAUCAACGCACUAAGACGAGCCAUGGCCUACAAGAUACCCGCGGCAGCGAUGGACAGAGUCAGCCUGCUGUGGCGUCUGAGGCGGCGGGCUCGCCGCGGCGUGCUCUGCAUGACCUUCUUCUGCAUCUCCAUGGCUCUGCUCUACGCCAUCUGUGCUGAAAACAGCGUGCCCGUCACCGACGCCAUCUUUGGCGUCCGGGCACGAACCCGCGCGCAGCCUCAUGCACACAAUGUCAUCAAGGUGCUGCGAGGUGGAGCCAAGCCCAUGUACACGGACCCUCAGAAGCUCCCGGGCGUCAUCCCAGGCGACCCUCGCCGUCCGAUCCCCAUCCUGUCCUCGUCCAACCACAGCCACGAAGCCAGGGAUUCGUCGUCGAAGCGGAAACAGCGGGAGCCCCCGGGGUUUUUCAGCCGGCUGCUGCCGCGCCCCUUCACGCGAGCGCUGGAGACCCUGUUCGGGGGCCGGCGGAAGGGCGAGCUGAGCGGCAGAGGCAGCGACGCCGAGUUCUUCGGGCCUAACGGGCUUUUGGGAGAGGUGUGGGACGACGAGAUGUCCAGCAGCAUGCUGGGGACCAGGAUGAAGAAGGUGGUGCAGAACUACCAGGCGAUGAACAAAUACGGAGUCGAGCUGUCGGGCCCCGGCGGCGUCUCUGGCACGCCGAAGCUGAGCGGUCCCGAGCUUCUCUGCCAACUGAAGGACAAAGUAGAGGUCGCGACUUUGACCCCUGACCUCCAGCCCUUCUCCUUGCUGCCCUGGGCCACCCAGCUGCCUCCGCAGCAGCUGACCUCGGACCUCGGACCCUACAAGAGCUGUGCUGUGGUGUCAUCGGCGGGUUCACUGCGCUACUCUGGGCUGGGCAAAGAGAUCGACUCACAUGAAGCUGUGCUGCGCUUCAACGCUGCGCCCACCACCGGGUACGAGAAGGACGUCGGGUCCAAAACCACCAUCCGCCUCAUCAACUCACAGGUGAUGGCGUCUGAUGACCACCGCUUCCUGUCCAGUUCUCUGUACAGCUCAGGUGUUCUGGUGGCCUGGGACCCCGCCCCCUUCUCUGCAGAUCUCACAAAGUGGUUCAACAGGACUGAUUACCCCAUCUUCGCCCAGUACCAGAGGUACAGGAGGCUCCACCCUCUGCAGCCCUUCUACAUCCUGCAUCCUCGCUUUGAGUGGCAGAUCUGGCAGCGAAUACAGGACAACAUGGCCGAGCCCAUCCAGAAGAACCCGCCCUCCUCCGGCAUGCUCGGCACCGUCCUGAUGAUGUCGCUGUGCGAGGUGGUGCACGUGUACGAGUUCCUGCCGUCCCGGAGGAAGACGGAGCUCUGCCAUUACUACCAGCGUUUCUACGACGCCGCCUGCACGCUGGGCGCCUACCACCCGCUGCUGUACGAGAAGAACCUGGUUAAGCGCAUGAACCAGGGCUCCGACCGCGACAUCUACACCAACGGACGCGUCACGCUGCCCGGCUUCAGGAAGCUGAACUGCAGCCAGACUGCUGGAGGAGACCGCUGACUGCAUCAACGCACAAAUCUGAGUCCUGCAUGAAGAUGAGCCGACGCAUGCAAACCUCAUCCUCACUACCGAACCACAAAGAGCGCUCUAUAAAUAUUUCAUGCUGUUAACACACACACUGGAGUCCGACCAGCUCAUACAUGUGCUGCUGUACACACAUCCCUGUGAGGUCAUUGACGUGUGAUCACUGGAUGCUUCUUAGUUGCCCAAAUUUUGAUGCUCAUGUUGACCUUAGAGGAUAAUUCUGGUGGUUUUCAAGGAAUCUCAGUGAUUGCCUUUAACUCAGGGGUGGGGAACUCCAGGCCU
This is a messenger RNA of Maylandia zebra (zebra mbuna), 2141 nucleotides long. RefSeq names its product ST6 beta-galactosamide alpha-2,6-sialyltranferase 1 (gene st6gal1). The record is from RefSeq and is a predicted model, not a curated record. Lineage: Eukaryota; Metazoa; Chordata; Actinopteri; Cichliformes; Cichlidae. Gene Ontology annotation, biological process: sialylation. Gene Ontology annotation, cellular component: Golgi apparatus. Gene Ontology annotation, molecular function: beta-galactoside alpha-2,6-sialyltransferase activity.